AUGGAAGGGCUCCGGGCUAGCGCGGGGUUGCUACGGCGGGGACGGUUGCGACGCCGGCGCCAGCCCCAGCCACACAGCAGCUCGGUUCUGAGCCUGCCCUUGAGACCAAGGAAGAUCCGAAGGCAGCUGAGGAGAAGUGUUGCAUCCCGCAUGGCCGCGCUGAGGGCCCAGACGCUGCCGAGUGAAGACUCGGUAGACUCGCGGGUGGAGUCGGCAGUCGACGGUACCGGUGACCCGCUGUCUGGUGGGGCGGCGGCGGCCAUCCCCGAUGCGGCCCGGCGAGAGUCGUACGGCCCCCUCGGGCCUGCCGAGCUGCUGGAGGCCCCGCCCGCAGCCCGUUCCCUUCAGACGCCCCGCGCCCUAGUGGAGGCGCAGACCCCGCCGGCCCGCCUGGUGGAGGCGCAGACCCAACCCGCUCGCCUGGUGCCGGCUUCGGUGCCCACCCGCGUGGUGGAGACCUCCGCCCUGCUGUGCAAUGCCCAGCAUUUGGCCGCCUCCUCGUCCGUGGCCCCGGCGACGCUGUCGGGGCCACAGGGAGAGAGCUCCGGAGGGGAGCUUUCCUGGGGCUCCCCGCUGCAGCGCGUCCUGGCAGAGCUGAACCGAAUCCCUAACAGCCGCCGGCGGGCUGCGCGCCUCUUCGAAUGGCUCAUCGCGCCCAUGCCGCCAGAGCAUUUCUACCGCCGCCUGUGGGAGCGAGAGGCCGUGCUGGUGCGGCGGCAGGACCAUACCUACUACCAGGGCCUUUUCUCUACCGCCGACCUGGACUCGAUGCUGCGCCACGAGGAUGUGCAGUUUGGCCAGCAUCUGGACGCUGCGCGCUACAUCAACGGGCGGCGAGAGACCCUGAACCCGCCGGGCCGCGCCCUGCCCGCCGCAGCGUGGUCCCUGUACCAGGCCGGCUGCUCUCUGCGCCUCCUCUGUCCGCAGGCUUUCUCCUCCACCGUGUGGCAGUUUUUGGCUGUGCUCCAGGAGCAGUUUGGAAGCAUGGCAGGCUCCAACGUUUACCUUACGCCCCCAAACUCUCAGGGUUUUGCCCCCCACUACGACGACAUCGAGGCUUUCGUGCUGCAGCUGGAAGGUAGGAAACUCUGGCGUGUCUACCGACCUCGCGACCCAACUGAGGAGUUGGCCUUGACCUCCAGCCCCAACUUCAGCCAGGAGGACUUGGGCGAGCCGGUGCUGCAGACGGUGCUAGAACCUGGGGAUUUGCUCUAUUUUCCUCGGGGCUUCAUUCACCAAGCCGAAUGCCAGGAUGGGGUGCACUCUCUGCACCUCACCUUGUCCACGUACCAGCGCAAUACAUGGGGCGACUUUCUGGAGGCUGUACUACCUCUGGCCGUGCAGGCUGCAAUGGAAGAAAAUGUGGAGUUUCGUAGGGGUCUGCCCCGAGACUUCAUGGAUUACAUGGGGGCACAGCAUUCGGAUUCUAAGGAUCCACGGAGAACCGCUUUCAUGGAGAAGGUACGAGUGUUGGUAGCCCGUUUGGGACACUUUGCCCCUGUCGAUGCCGUGGCUGACCAGCGAGCCAAAGACUUCAUUCAUGAUUCUCUGCCCCCUGUAUUGACUGAUCGGGAGAGGGCACUGAGUGUUUAUGGGCUCCCAAUUCGCUGGGAGUCUGGAGAACCUGUAAAUGUUGGGGCCCAGUUGACUACAGAAACAGAAGUUCACAUGCUUCAGGAUGGGAUAGCCCGGCUAGUGGGUGAGGGAGGCCAUUUGUUUCUGUAUUACACAGUGGAAAACUCCCGUGUUUACCAUCUGGAAGAGCCCAAGUACUUGGAGAUAUACCCCCAGCAAGCUGAUGCCAUGGAACUCUUGCUUCGGUCCUACCCAGAGUUUGUGAGAGUUGGGGACCUACCCUGUGACAGUGUAGAGGACCAGCUUUCCUUGGCAACCAUGUUAUAUGACAAGGGGCUGCUGAUCACCAAGAUGCCUCUAACCCUAAACUAG
This is a messenger RNA of Chrysochloris asiatica (Cape golden mole), 1947 nucleotides long. RefSeq names its product chromosome unknown open reading frame, human C14orf169 (gene RIOX1). Gene Ontology annotation, molecular function: histone H3K4 demethylase activity; histone H3K36 demethylase activity. The record is from RefSeq and is a predicted model, not a curated record. The coding region runs from base 1 to 1947 and encodes 648 amino acids. NCBI's taxonomy places the organism in Eukaryota, Metazoa, Chordata, Mammalia, Afrosoricida, Chrysochloridae. The transcript has a single exon. Gene Ontology annotation, cellular component: nucleolus.